Molecule: messenger RNA, 8099 nt
Organism: Micropterus dolomieu (smallmouth bass)
Lineage: Eukaryota; Metazoa; Chordata; Actinopteri; Centrarchiformes; Centrarchidae
Gene: chd2
Product: chromodomain helicase DNA binding protein 2
Exons: 38
Coding region: 892-6414 (1840 amino acids)
Biological process (GO): regulation of transcription by RNA polymerase II; nucleosome organization
Cellular component (GO): chromatin; nucleus
Molecular function (GO): ATP binding; histone binding; DNA binding
Source: RefSeq, a predicted model, not a curated record
CACAUUUUAACCAUAAUAAAAGGGGUGGGACUUAAACAUCACCUGAGUGUGGUGUAAAUGGAAAUAGCGUCAAUCAAAGGCAAAGCUUUCAGAGCUAGGAAGGAGCUCUAGAUGGCGGCUGAGCCUUGGGAAGGGUGCCACGGGCUUUCGUUAGACCGUUUUUCUUGCCCGUUUUUCGACUGAAACCGCUUGAUUGUGAUAACAGUUUAAGGGCUUUGAUAGUACGGUCGGUGUUUUCACGAGAAUUUAGGCGUUUUCUGUGGUUUUUGGGCUGAUUUUUCGAGCCGAAUGAGCCGUCUGUGCUGGGGGAGUGCUUGUCGUUGUUUUCCAUACUGGUCUCUGGCAGCCAUGGCGCGCCUCCAUUUUUAGUGUGCUGCUCGCCUCUGUCGCUCUGAGUCUGACAGUAGAUGAAGACUUUAAAGGCCUACAAGCUUUUUGAAACAAAGCUCUUUAUUUGUAAAUUAUUAUGUUAAUUAUUUUCCUUUUACAGUUUGUUAUUUUUAUUCGAGUCGGAGAAAAACCUGCGACAGAGCGAACGUGAAUCUAAUAGUUCAUUUAUAGGUUACCACCUUUCUUCACAUUGAAUUGGUCUGUUUACAUUGUAUAGUGCAUAAUUUACUGAUUUUCUCAUUCUUAAAAUGUUGUUUUUCUAAUCCUUCAUGUGAUGACGCAGUUUGAAUUAAUUGCAUGCGGCUCCGUAGACUAUAUUGAAAGACAUAAGAUGGAUAUUCAUCGGAUUGUAUUACCACCUGUCAUUCUUCUUCGCUAUAUUUAAAUAAGCGAUGUAAAUAAUGAUACUCAAAUCUUUCAAUUUAAUGCCUUUUUUCUUAACUCGUGUCGCACCGCCUGGGUUUUAACUGCCACCAGCAAAGGCAGUCUUGUGGGACUUGUAUGAUAGUUCAUGCUUCCUCCAACUUUUUGACAGUAAAUACCAGGACAAAAGAUCAUCCUAUCAAAUAUUUCCAGGAUCAUACAAUGAUGAAGAAUAAAAGUAAAAAACAAGAGGAUGAAGGAUCGACUCAAAGCAAUGCAUCAAGCAAUUCGGCAUCAGAAGAAUCCAACCGCUCUGCGUCGGAGUCGGGGAGUCAGUCAGAGAGCGAGCAUGGCAGUGAGCAGAGGAGAUCCCACAACUCAGAGUCAAAUAGCUCCUCAGAAUCGGAGAGUCACUCAGAGUCAGAGAGCGAGUCUGCGGAGUCCAAAUCACAGCAAACCGCAGCAGACGUCAAAGACAAGCCAGUUAGAAAGAAGGAGCGUCUGGCGGAUGUGAAGAAGAUGUGGGAUGAACAUCCAGAUGUGUAUGGGGUCAGGAGAUCGAAUCGCAGCAGACAGGAGCCGGCUCGUUUAAACAUUGGAGCUGGGGGUAGCAGUGACUCAGAGAGUGAAAGUCCCAAGAGAAAAACGCCCAGAGCUAAGAAAAAGGAAAAUAUCUGGAAAGAUGAUGACUCAAAUGAUGAAGAGGAGGAGGAGGAGGAGGAGGAGGAGGCUUCCGACAGUACAGACAGUGAGCAGGAAGAGAAAAAAGUUAGAUCCAGACGACUUCCUGCUAGAAGACCUCAGUCCAAAUCAUCAGCAGCCAAAAAGCAACUAUCUCAAAAGGGAAGGAAGUCCAGGAAACAGGAGUCGUCUGCUGAAGAAGACGACGACGAUGAUGACGAAGACGAUGACGAUGAGGAAGACACUCCGAAGAGACAAACUCGAAGACGAGGUGCGACAAAAGUCAAAAGUUAUAAAGAAGACCAACAUGACUUUGAAACAGACUCCGAUGACCUGAUUGAAAUGACGGGGGACGCGGGCGAUGAGCAGCAGGAUGAUGACAGUGAGACAAUUGAGAGGGUUAUGGACACCCGGAUAGGCAAAAAAGGAGCCACUGGGGCUUCCACUACUGGGUAUGCUGUGGAAGAAAAUGGGGACCCGUGUGAAGGCUUUGACCCUGAGAAAGAUGAAGGGGAGGUUCACUAUCUGAUUAAGUGGAAGGGCUGGUCCUACAUCCACAACACAUGGGAGAGCAUGGACUCUCUGACGCUGCAAAAGGUCAAGGGACUGAAGAAACUGGACAACUACAAAAAGAAACAUGAAGAGCUCAGUUCAUGGUUGAGGAAGGCGUCCCCCGAAGAUAUAGAAUUUCAUAACUGCCAACAGGAGCUCACUGCUGACUUGAGCAAGCAGUUUCAGUUUGUGGAACGUGUUAUCGCGACAAGAACAGGAAAGGCACCAGGAACCUCUGACUUCCCCUCUCACAGUCACAAGACACCAUCCUCCAACGAGCCAGAGUAUCUAUGCAAGUGGAUGGGCUUACCCUAUUCAGAGUGCAGCUGGGAAGACGGCGCUUUGAUUGGAAAGAAGUUUCAGCACUGCAUUGACAGCUUCAUAAACCGAAACUCCUGUAAAACUGUCCCCUCUAAAGAGUGCAAGGUGUUAAAGCAAAGACCGAGGUUUGUUGCUCUGAAGAAACAGCCAUCAUAUAUUGGAGAUGAAAACCUUCAGCUGAGAGAUUAUCAGCUGGACGGGUUGAACUGGUUGGCUCACUCCUGGUGCAGGUGCAAUAGCGUUAUCCUCGCUGAUGAAAUGGGGCUUGGUAAGACCAUCCAGACCAUCUCCUUCCUGUCCUACCUGUUUCACCAGCAUCAGCUGUACGGGCCCUUCAUACUGGUGGUGCCUCUGUCCACGCUUACUUCCUGGCAGAGGGAGUUUGAAACCUGGGCCCCGGACAUGAACGUGGUGGUCUACCUCGGUGACGUAAUGAGCAGGAAAACGAUCCGUGACUACGAGUGGGUGAACCAUCAAACUAAAAGAAUCCGUUUCAAUGCACUAUUAACCACCUAUGAAAUUCUACUUAAAGACAAGGCGGUGCUUGGGAACAUCAACUGGGCGUUCCUGGGUGUGGAUGAAGCUCACAGGCUGAAGAACGACGACUCCCUGCUAUACAAAACAUUAAUGGAGUUCAGGUCCAACCACAGACUCCUCAUUACUGGCACUCCGCUGCAGAACUCCCUCAAAGAGCUCUGGUCACUGUUGCACUUCCUCAUGCCUGACAAGUUUGAUUCCUGGGAGGAUUUUGAGGAUGAACACGGGAAAGGAAGGGAUAAUGGUUAUCAGAGUCUUCACAAAGUCCUCGAGCCCUUCCUUCUGCGACGUGUCAAGAAAGAUGUGGAAAAAUCUCUCCCCGCCAAGGUGGAACAGAUCCUUCGCGUAGACAUGACAGCACAACAGAAACAAUUUUACAAGUGGAUUUUAACGAGGAAUUACAAAGCUCUUUACAAAGGCCCCCGAGGCAGCUCCUCAGGCUUCCUGAACAUUGUUAUGGAGCUUAAAAAGUGCUGCAACCAUAGUUUCCUCAUUAAACAGCCUGAGGAUGGAGAGAACGAAACACAACAGGAGCACCUGCAGAGUCUGGUGAGGGGCAGCGGGAAGCUGGUGCUGCUGGACAAGCUGCUAACCAGACUCAGAGAAAGAGGCAACAGAGUCCUGAUCUUCUCCCAGAUGGUCAGGAUGUUGGACAUUCUGGCUGAAUACCUCGCCAAGAAUCGCUACCCAUUCCAGCGCCUGGACGGGUCCAUAAAGGGAGAAAUCCGUAAGCAAGCACUUGACCAUUUCAAUGCAGAAGGCUCAGAGGACUUCUGCUUCCUGUUGUCCACCAGAGCUGGAGGUUUAGGCAUAAACUUGGCCUCAGCAGACACUGUAGUCAUCUUCGACUCUGACUGGAACCCUCAAAACGACCUGCAGGCACAAGCCAGGGCUCACAGGAUUGGCCAGAAGAAACAGGUGAAUAUUUAUCGACUGGUCACCAAAGGAACAGUGGAGGAGGACAUCAUCGAGAGGGCGAAGAAGAAGAUGGUUUUGGACCAUCUUGUCAUUCAGAGAAUGGACACCACUGGUCGCACUGUACUGGACAGCAACUCCGUAAACACAAAUUCAAACCCAUUCAAUAAAGAAGAACUGACUGCCAUCCUCAAGUUUGGUGCUGAGGAGCUUUUCAAAGAGGCAGAAGGAGAGGAGUCUGAACCUCAGGAGAUGGAUAUUGAUGAGAUCCUGAGGUUGGCUGAAACAAGAGAAAGUGACCAGGGCUCAAGUGCUACAGAUGAACUUCUAUCACAGUUUAAGGUAGCCAAUUUUUCCAGCAUGGAAGACAGCACUGCAGAGUUUGAUGGGAAGCCUACACGGGAAUGGGACGAAAUCAUCCCUGAAGAGCAGCGACGCAAAAUUGAGGAGGAGGAGAAGCAGCGGGAGAUGGAAGACAUCUUCAUGUUGCCCAGAAGCAGGAGCUCUAACAAGAGGGCUCAGGCCAAUGACAGUGACAGUGAUGUGGGCUCCAAGCUGAAGCGGCGCUCCUCUGGCUCUGAGAGCGAGACUGACGACAGUGAUGAUGACAAGAAGCCAAAGAAGAGAGGCAGACCGAGAGCCCGUAAAAACAAUGUGGAGGGUUUCACUGAUGCAGAGAUACGCAGGUUCAUUAAGGCAUACAAGAAAUUUGGAUCUCCACUUGAAAGGUUAGAGGCCAUCGCCAGAGACUCUGAGCUGGUUGACAAGUCCAUAGCAGACCUGAAGAGACUUGGUGAACUGAUUCAUACUAGUUGUGUAACCGCAGUGCAGGAGCAUGAGGAACACCUGAAAGAGAACCCAGUCGAAGCCAAAGGUCCUGGGAAACGGCGAGGAAUUAACAUCAAGAUCUCAGGAGUGCAGGUCAACGCCAAGACCAUCAUCCAGCAUGAGGAAGAGUUUGAGCCUCUGCACAAAGUGGUGCCCUCAGAUCCUGCUGAGAGACAUAAGUUCCAGCUGACGUGCAGGGUCAAGGUAGCCCACUUUGAUGUAGACUGGGAUCUGCAGGAUGACAUUCAGCUCUUGCUUGGUAUCUACGAGCACGGCUUUGGCAACUGGGAUCUGAUCAAGACAGAUCCUGACCUUAAACUCGCUGAUAAGAUUCUCCCAGAUGACCCAAGCAAGAAGCCUCAGGGCAAGCAGUUGCAGGCGAGAGCUGAGUAUCUUCUCAAGCUGCUGAAAAAGGAACAAGACAGUGCAGACCUGUCUAAAACAGGGGAGGAGGUCAAAGUGAAGAAGAGGAAGCCUCGGGUGAAAAAAGAGAACAAGAUUCUCAAGGAUGAGCAGGGCAACGACAUCUCCUCCCCCCGCCUGUCCGACAACCCGUCGGAGGAGGGCGAAGUCAAGGACGAUGGAACGGAUAAGUCCCCCGCCAAGAAAAGACAAAAGAAAAAGGAUAACAAAGAGAACAAAGAAAAACUGGGAACUCCUAAAAAGGAGAAGGACGGGGACAAAGAAAAAAAGGGAACAAAGCCCAGAAAAGAAAAGGCUAAAGCAGCCAGAGGGAAGAAGACUCAAGGUCCAGUUCACAUUACGGCUGGGUCUGAACCCGUUCCCAUUGAAGGAAAGGAGGACGAUGAACUCGACCAGGAGACUUUCAGUAUUUGUAAGGAGCGCAUGAGGCCGGUGAAGAAGGCCCUGAAGCAGCUGGAUAAACCAGAUGAGGGUCUGUCUGACCAGGAGCAGCUCCAGCACACUCGCACAUGCCUGCUGAAGAUUGGAGACAGAAUCACAGAGUGCCUUAAAGCCUACAAUGACCCUGAACAUGUCAAAAUAUGGCGAAGAAACCUCUGGAUAUUUGUGUCUAAGUUUACAGAGUUUGGUGCAAGGAAGCUCCACAAGCUUUACAAAAUGGCACAGAAGAAGCGAUCACAUGAGGAAGAGAAGGAGCAUAAGAAGAAGGAGGAUCCUGCAGGGAGGGUGAAGUCUUUCAGACCAGAGCCCUCUGGUUCCAGUAGAGAUUCCACGGGUACUCAGCCAUCCUCCAAAUCUGCAUCUCACCAGUCAGGCUCCCACGGACACCACAGAGAGCCGUACAACGCGGCUAAUAAGCGGCACUUUGGCAAUGACGAUAGGGGAGACUGGCAGAGAGACCGUAAAUACAGUUACCCAGGCAACAGCAACCAGUCAUGGCAGGGAGACCGACAUCAUCCCUAUGAUCGCUACAAGGAUCACUACGGUGAUCGACGUUCACAUGGAGACUCCUACCGCAGCUCAGGCGGUUACCGCAACAACAACUCCCCUCGAAAAAGGCCGUAUGAGCAGUACGGCAAUGACCGGGACCACAGGGGUCAUAGACCAUAUUACGACAGGCAUCCAGACCCCAAAAGGAGACGCUCUGAUGAAUUCCGUCCCAACUACCACCAGGGAAGAGAAGGUGCUGUUCAGGACUUCAGGAGGCUGCCAGAGCACAGGCCAACAGGUCCACCUGGGCCAGAGCACUAUAGCAGGCCCUUCCACCCUGACAAACCUCCUUCGCUCUUGGACCCUCGCUCCCCGCAGGCUCAGAAGUCUCCCCAGGACUCCCGCUCUCCGCCUGAGCGUUCCGCAGAGCCGAACGCCUCAGCGGAUCCUAACUGGAACAACAGGAAAACAUAAAGUAUGCCAGUGCUGGCUGAGAAACUGAUCUGGAUGUUUGUCCAGGGUCAAAGCCUCUUGCUGCUAAUGGACAAGUCUGGAAUCAUAAGCUCACAGUUGGAAAGGGAAUCAACGUGUACGGUCUUUACCAGCGAAACUAUUUUGCUCUUUUCCCUCAAGUGACUGUGGCUGUGAAUGAUUUGUACCCUGAAGGAAGAAGUUUGUUUCCUUCUGUCAUCUUUAUGAUGAAUUACAAAACUUAAAGCAUCUUUAUUUAAAUGAAUUAACUCGAUCAGUCAACCAUGACUAAGACAGAGUGGAACACUGAUGGAUGCUUAGUCCCAUGGACUAUUAUCUAAGGAGAAUUUAGGAUACAUGAACUGAUGACUGCUCUCAAUCCUAAAAGUGCCUGAAGGUUUUUGGCCUUUCUGAAUGGUAAAUGUAUGGGAUUAUUCCCAAAGGAAGCAUGACAUGGACAUUGUUUUUUUUUUUGUGUUGAGCUUUAAGUCUUGCAAAUGAUGUCAUUAAGAAGAUUUCGAUACAAAAGAAUGUGUUAUCAUCUGCACCUUUAAAAUUGUUUAUCUUUGAACAUGUAGCUGAACUGAAUCAUGGAGCGUCCCCAUGUGGGUUAAAAUGGUGGUGUGAUGGGCCCGCCAGAUUGUUCAGGAAGUUGAAUGAUCCAUCAAAGCCAGUAUGUUUCCUCUAAACACUCAACACACAAAGUUUGAAAAGGUUUUUAGCGUAUUCAUGUUUCUCGUGUGUACAAAUCAUAAAUUCUGUAAUGGUGUAGCUAUAUAAAUCAUUGCAAUCCUCUUCCUUUGUUCACUGUAACCACUUUCCUCUUAGUAGGCCCGAUGAAAUGGAAGCUUUGUAAGCAGUAUUUAUUGCAACAACAUGUGCAAAGGCUCAUAACACUAUGACUUAAAACUAUCCUUUAGUUUUGCCCUUCAGUAUUAUGAUGGUUAAAAUGGUACUUCAGUGUAGUUUCAUUAAGUCACCCGUCUUUCCACCUACUGUAUGUAAGUAUUCAAUUAUGUCUGAAAAUACUAUAUGGUAAAAAACAAAAAAAAUUUCUUUACUUAUCUAUGGUUUGCCAUUAUUACUGAUUGACAGAUGUUGUUGAUAGGUUGUUAAAGGGUUAUCAGGAAGUUGCUGAUGACAUUUCAUGUUUAAUACCUUUGGUCACUCUUUUCCUGUGCCAAAUCUGGUCCAGCUUGGGCCCUCAGUAGUUUUUUUUUUUUUUCCUUUUUUUUUGUUGUUGUUAUGCUUCUCCAUUUGUGCCUUAUUUAUGUGUGUAUUAUCAUACUGUAUAAUGGUUCGUGGACAGAAGUGGGGUUUGAUAUAGGCAGGUUGGUGUAUGAGUAUUACAGUCACAUUUUAAGGAGAUUGCUUUGACUAAAUAAUAAUAGGUGAAGGGACCAUGCAUUCUGGCAAAUCAUCAUGUGGUUCUGUGGUUUCUAUUGGAGUUGAUGAUUUGCGAGGAAAAUAUAAACAUAAAUAUACAGAAAUCAUGUGUUUCGUCCAGGGCACUUCUGUUACAGUGAACAGCCAGCACAUCUUUUCUUCCACGUUAAGCAAGCUACAGUUCCUGUAUCAUAUGUUCUUUGAGAAAGUCUAAAUAAUUUAUAUUUGUGACAAAACCACUCUUCAUGAGAAAUGUGCUGUACAUAUGUUUGGACAUAUGUAAUAAACUUUGUUACACAAUG